CAGAAUGCAUGUUCCAGCAACCCCUGCUUCUUCAAAGCAACCUGUUUAAGUGGUUUCACUAACAAAGGUUAUCGCUGCCUUUGUCCUCCUGGUAGAGCUGGCGAUCAAUGUGAAAAAGGUAAGGGCUGAAUUAGCAAUUGCAUAUAAUUUUAACACCUUACAGUCUUGCAUUGCCAGAUGUUUCGAUCUUCCCAAAACUAAGUCGUCAAAAUAUAUAAUGUUGAAUUAUGAAUGCUGCUGAGCACACGAACUGACUAUGUUUUAAUGGUAUUAUGUUGAUGGAAAAGACAUUGAUGAAUUUUUAAAAUUUCUUGUCUUGAUUUCCUCUUGAUUUUCUUUGACGUAGCGCAGAUACCGCUUUCAGAGGCGGAGCCAGGCCUUCAGAUAAGGGGAAGGGGAGGGUGGGCGGUCAUCCAGGCCCUGAGAUAAGGGGGGCUCAGUUUGGUCUAAUAAUCAGGGAGGGGGGGCGGGUCCCUCACCUGGAUCCGCCACUGGAUUUUAACCAUAGUCAGGUGUCCUCUCUUUCAGAAAACUGGAAAAAGGUCAAUAAUGAUCGCGUCUGUUUUGGAGCUCGAGGUGAUUCAUACGGGGCUUUCAAUAUCAUAGAAAGCGGAUUAAUCUACACGUUUAAACUCGCUCACUUGAACGGCAACAUACGCUGUUCAGAAGACGUAGCUGCAUCGCAUUGGGGAUGUACCCACGAAUCAUAUGGGGACAAGCAGUUGGGAACCAUCAUAACGUUCAAGAACAAGACAGCCCUGCAACUGGCAGAAUACCGAGGAGAUGGUAUUGGUUGUGCAUACUAUUCAUAUAAGCUUGACGGUGUCGGUGUUAACGCUCCUAUACUCGCAUUUAACAACAUGUCAUCUCCACUGGCCGUGUCUGCGGGACAAGAAUUCCGAAUAUGGUUUGGAGGGGACUUGCACAACUGUGGGGAGAGCAAUAACAGCGGGCAGACGUGUGUUGAUGUUUUUGCGUGGUAUGCGUGA
Molecule: messenger RNA, 989 nt
Organism: Porites lobata
Lineage: Eukaryota; Metazoa; Cnidaria; Anthozoa; Scleractinia; Poritidae
Source: the annotation of a GenBank genome assembly